This is a messenger RNA of Tuber melanosporum (Perigord truffle), 1023 nucleotides long. RefSeq lists its product as uncharacterized. NCBI's taxonomy places the organism in Eukaryota, Fungi, Ascomycota, Pezizomycetes, Pezizales, Tuberaceae. The coding region runs from base 1 to 1005 and encodes 334 amino acids. The transcript has a single exon. The record is from RefSeq and is a predicted model, not a curated record.
AUGCUGGGUCAAGUCUUCUGCUCUCUCUACUGCUCAAUUGAAGUGCUGGAAAACAUCACAAUCAAGGACUUCACGGCACGGUGGGAGACCACCGAAUCAAUACGCUGGGUUCCACAGAGUGGUCACCAACAGCUCACUGGCCGCGCUGACGAGCCAAAACCUGGGCACCAGGUACCUAGAUGCAACACCCUCCACCCCACCGUCCUUGAAUUUGACUUACGAUACCUACAUUCCGCCCCGCAAUAUAAUCAAACAAACAAAAACAAAAGAACAAAAGCACCAAUGGAUUCCAUAUCAUUCCGUGAAGCCUACUCCUCCGGCGUCAGUACCUACUACGCCCAAAACGCCAGCACCUACCGAAACCCACACGAAUCCGGCAUCACAAAGUCCCUCCGUGCAAUUCUCGAAGUCCUGAUCCCCCCAAAUCACCCACCCCCGGUCCGGAUCUUUGAUCUAUCCUCAGGGUCUGGCGAAGCCACCCUCGCGGCUACCCGUUUUUUACAAACCCAUCGCCCAGCGCUUGCGUCCUCUGCCAUAAUAAAUGCCUCCGAUCCCUACACGCACGAGCUAUAUACUACCCGCACGGGACUGCCAUGCGGGAAGGAGAACUUUAAGGAUAUAUUACUGGAGGGCAGGUUGAAGGGAGGUAGGUAUGAUGUUGUGAUAUGUUCGUUUGCCCUGCAUUUGUGCUCCAAGGGGGAGAUAUGGGGGUUGUUGUAUGCGUUGAGUUUGUCUUCCAGGUGGUUUGUUGUGCUCGCGCCGGGAAAGGGGCCGGAGGUGGGGGCUGAUACGGGGUGGGAGAGGAAGGGGAAAGAGAUUAUGGUUGAGAGAGUUAGGGGAAGGGUUUAUCGGAGCCUGAAUUUCGUAGAUGAUCAGCGGGAGAGGAGGGAGUGUGAAGAGAAAUUGGGUACCGGUAUUGAGGGUGGAGAAGCGGGCGCAGAGAAGGGAAUAGAAGGCACCAUAGUGCCUGGUGAGGGCUCAGAAUUGGCAAAAGACGGCUACUGAUACCAUUACAUUCCAUCA